AUGGGACAGGCAAACUCUAACGGGCAAGAUGAUGAGGAGAUGGACGUUGCAACUCUUCAGGAAAUGUACAAAAAGUUUGUAAUGGAGUGUCCUAGUGGUGUCUUGUUUUUGCACGAGUUCAAAAAGUUUUUUGGAAUCGAUCCAACCGGGGAAGCCUCUGAGUACGCCGAAAGCAUGUUUCGAGCAUUUGACAAGAAUGGGGAUGACACCAUCGAUUUUUUGGAAUACGUGGCAGCCUUGAAUCUUGUUUUCAGGGGAAAUUUAGAACACAAACUCAGGUGGUCAUUUAAAGUGUAUGAUAAGGAUGGCAAUGGAUACGUCGACAGAAAUGAGCUCCGGGAAAUUAUUGAUUCUAUUUGUAGAUUAAAAAGGAGCUGCAGAAGAGAUUCUGACUGUGAAUUGCUCAAAACAGAUGAAAUUUGUGAAAGAAUAUUUCAAGUAGUAGAUUUGAAUGGGGAUGGUCAAAUUACUCUGGAGGAGUUCCUUGAUGGAGCACAGAAGGAUGAAUGGGUCAUGAAAAUGCUACAGUUGGACAUGAACCCUUACUCUUGGGUUUUGGCACAAAGGAGAAAGAGUGCUCAUUUUUGA
This is a messenger RNA of Megalops cyprinoides (Indo-Pacific tarpon), 588 nucleotides long. Its product is annotated as guanylyl cyclase-activating protein 2-like. The record is from RefSeq and is a predicted model, not a curated record. Bases 1 to 588 code for a protein of 195 amino acids. Gene Ontology annotation, cellular component: photoreceptor inner segment; cone photoreceptor outer segment. Gene Ontology annotation, biological process: visual perception. The transcript has 4 exons. NCBI's taxonomy places the organism in Eukaryota, Metazoa, Chordata, Actinopteri, Elopiformes, Megalopidae. Gene Ontology annotation, molecular function: calcium ion binding; calcium sensitive guanylate cyclase activator activity.